UCCGAUUGGUCAGUGCUAGACAUGUGACGUCCUUGGGCAGAAUUUGUGGUCUUGCGUAGUUUAUGAAAACUGUUACUUUGUUGGACUGGCAAGGAACAUCUCCAACAGACAUGUUCCUGUACGUCCUUGGGCUGGUGGUGUUUUACUACCUGUACCGCUGGUUCCGGGAGAUCCCCAGAGUCCCAGACAAAGGAGACAAAUAUGUCUACAUCACGGGGUGUGACUCUGGGUUCGGCAACCUACUGGCCAGACAUCUGGACAAGCUGGGUUUCUGUGUGAUCGCAUCCUGCUUCACAGAGAAGGGAGAGGAAGAUCUGAGGAAGGCCUGUUCAGACAGACUCACCACCCUCCACCUGGAUGUCAAAAAGAACGAGAGCGUCGACAAAGCAGCUGCUUUGAUUAAAGACAAAGUCGGGGCUAGGGGCCUGUGGGCUGUGGUGAACAACGCGGGUGUGGCCAUCCCCUCGGCCCCCUGUGAUUGGCUGACCAUUGAUGACUACAAGUCCAUGCUGGAUGUGAACCUGAACGGGGUCAUCGCAGUCACCCUGAGUGUGCUGCCCCUCAUCAAGAAGGCCAGGGGUCGUGUGGUCAACGUAGCCAGUGUGUUCGGCAGGAUUAGUCCUGUCGGAGGACCUUACACCGUGUCUAAGUAUGGAGUGGAGGCCUUCAAUGACAGUCUUAGGAGAAACAUGGUACCUUUUGGAGUCAAGGUCCUCUGCAUUGAGCCAGGCUUUUUCAAGACCACCGUUACCGACUCGACAGUCCUGGGGAAAAGCAUCAAGCAGCUGUGGGAGAAGAUGCCACAAGAAGUCAGAGAUGACUAUGGACCUGAUUAUUUGGACAAGGUGGACGUGAUGAUGAAGGAGAAGCUUGUCAAGAUGUCCGACGCCGACCUGAUGAAGGUGGUGAGCUGUAUGGAGCACGCUGUCUCUGCCGUCCGUCCUCGCACCCGCUACUCGCCAGGGUGGGACGCCAAGUUCUUCUGGAUCCCUCUGUCCUACAUGCCAACCGGGUUGGCCGACUGGCUACUGCUCAAGGAAGCCAUCCUACCAGCCAAGGCUGUCAACUAAGGCUGAUGUAAGAUUGUCAGCGUUUAUGCUGUCAGAACAAAUACUUGUUUGUGCUGUGCUACUGCUUGUCUUUAAUGAAUAUAACACUUUUGUACCCUAGUGUCUGCAGGCUGAGAUACAGUAUGAUGUAAGCUUUGCUACAGACACAUUUUAAUUUUACAUAUCCAUGUAAGGUUUAACCUCUGACCUGUAACAAAAAAAAUAAAAGCCAUAAUUGUUA
This is a messenger RNA of Coregonus clupeaformis (lake whitefish), 1290 nucleotides long. Its product is annotated as retinol dehydrogenase 7-like. The coding region runs from base 63 to 1070 and encodes 335 amino acids. Gene Ontology annotation, molecular function: oxidoreductase activity. The transcript is spliced from 5 exons. NCBI's taxonomy places the organism in Eukaryota, Metazoa, Chordata, Actinopteri, Salmoniformes, Salmonidae. The record is from RefSeq and is a predicted model, not a curated record.